CGAAGGCACAGAACGCUGUUCGAAUUGAAUGCCAUAUCAGUCCAAAUCGAAUCGUUGCCGCGAACGCAGCUCUCUUCAAAAGCGGAAAAAAUAUCAAAAAAUAUAUGUAUAUAGUUCAACCGAUCGAUCGGGCGAGAAAAACGACAUUGACAUUCAAGCGGGCGCGCUAAUUGAUCCAUUGGAAGCCCCCUUAACGCCCGGGUCAAGUGCUCUCAAUUGGAAGUGUCAGGUGGCAGCAUGGGGCAUCUGCUCCCCGUUCCCAACCCCCUUCCGAUCCCCAUCUCGAUCACAGUUCCGCUGUUAUUGCUGUUUUUGGGCGCCGCAGCGCCGGUUUUGGCCAGAUCCGAUGACCAAACCGCCUGCGGAUCGCUGGAGAUAAAUGAGAUUGCGGACCUGCGGAAGCUGCAGAACUGUACGCAUGUGGUGGGUCACGUUCGACUGGCCUAUGUGGAUCUGACGGAUGUAUCCGGCAAUUAUAGCACGGAUUCGCUGGCCAGCAAUGUGACCGAGAUCAGUGACUACCUAAUGGUGUAUCGCUGCACGGGUCUGAUCAGCCUGCAGGCGAUAUUCCCACGGCUGCGUAUCAUUCGUGGUCAGGAGCUCCUCUUCGAUCAGUACUCCGUGGUGGUCUACGAGAAUCGCAAUCUCCGGGAGCUCGGCCUGGUGGAGCUGUUGCGCAUCCAGAGCGGCUUCAUUCGCGUCGAAUCGAAUCCCUUGCUGUGCUUCGUGGAAACCGUCGAUUGGAUGUAUUUGAUGGGCAAUGCCACUCGGCAUCACUUUUCCCUCAAACACAACAGACCGCAAAGUCAGUGUCCCUUGUGUGGCAGCCUGUCAGCGGACUUCGAGUUCAUCAGGAACUCCUCGGAGCGCUGCUGGAACGUGAAUACGACACAACUUCGCCCCCAACCGCCCAGACUGAAAGACUGCCCCAUUGCAUGUGGCCUAAAUGGAUGUGAUAGUGCGGGCAAGUGUUGUGAUCACAACUGUGUAACUGGUUGCUAUUCCCAAAACUGCUCCCUGUGUGCAAACUACCAGGGAAGAAUGGGAUGUGUCAAUCAGUGUGUCGCCAGCUAUGAAAUAAACAAGAGGAGGUGCAUAAGUCACAGGGAGUGCCGGGAAUUGGGAAGGAUUCCCCUCAUACGCGGCUAUCAGUGUGUGAAAAAGUGUCCGGGAAACCAGAAAGAGAUUCUGGACGCCAAAGGCAUCAUCCACUGCCAGGUGGAGUGCAACGGCGAUUUUCACGUGAAGAGCGCUGCCGACCUGGAAGUUUUACAGGACUGUGUGACCAUCAAUGGUUCACUUACCAUCGAACUCACCAAUAUUAAAGAGAAAAUAGUCGAUGCCUUGGAAAAUGCUUUGGCGAGUGUUAAAGAGAUCACUGGGUAUCUGAAGGUCAUACACUCUGCGCAGCUGAUGUCGCUCACAUUUCUGCAGAAUUUGGAUGCCAUAAGAGGGGAUAAGCUGGUGGAAAACAAAUACGCCCUGUACGUGGUGAAUAACUACCAUUUGGAGCACAUUUGGCCACCCAAUCACCUGGUGAUCAUUCAGCGCGGUACACUAUUCUUUCACCUGAAUCCCCGCCUGUGCUACGAGAAAAUCCAUCAGCUACAGGGCUCCCUGAAAAGCGGCGAAAAUAUAUCUGUGGCAGAUGUAUCCCCCAAUUCGAACGGCGAGCGCGUGAUUUGUGGCGACGCGGUACGCUCCCUCAAUCCCAAAGUGGAGGACCUAAAUUCCACUGCGGUACGCAUCAUUCUGGACUACAUGGACUGGGAGGGCAUGGAAACGCUAAUAGGAUAUUCGUAUCACUACAAGGAAGCCCCGGUGCAAAACGUGACCAUGUACGAUGGUCGGCAUGGUUGCGGUCAUGACAACUGGCUGAUGGACGUUGUGCCCAACCAGAGUCGACGUCAUGUGAUAAGCGGUCUGAAGCCCUACACACAGUAUGCGUAUUUUGUGAAGACCCUCACCAGAACCGAAUAUCAUAUUCAGAUAGAUGCCUACUCGAAAAUCGGCUACUUCCAGACGCUGCCCGAUAGGCCAAGUCCUGUGCUCCGAAUAUAUGGCAACUCGGAAAUCAGUUCUCAGAUUCUUCUCCACUGGUGGCCACCGAGUCGUCCGAAUGGAGUCAUAAAAAAUUAUUUUGUAACCGCCGAAAAUAUCAAUGUUACCCAGGAGGCAAAGGACAAAAAUUAUGUGAAUAUUGAACUGGAAAAUGCUAAAGACAUCGAUUGUGAGUGCGCUGGUGUACUGCCCUACUAUUCAGGUCCUCAGCCGGAUGACGAGGAUUACUACAACAAAGAGCAAAUCACCUACGAGGAUGCGUUGCCCAAUCUCAUUUAUGUUUCGCGCAAUCACGACUAUCGCAGAAAGGAGUUCGAAAAAGUGAUUAACUAUGAGCACCUGCUGUCCAUUAGGAAGGAUGAUGAGCCCACCAGACCGCCCACAACCACUCCGGCUCCCACAAAUGCAACCUUGGCUAAGGAGAGAUUGGCUGCAAUUAACUACGAGAAUUAUCGCCUAAAUAGCGAGAAGAAGCAGCGCGAUCUCCAGGACUUGGACCAGCAGAAGUACACCAUCCGACAUGCCUUGCCCAAGUGCCAAAACUCCCACGCAUCCGUGGUCCAACAAGUGGAGGAAAAAUGCAUGGCUGAGGAGCCCUUGAGUGGCUACGAACUGCCGGGAAACCAGCACUUUUACCGCCUCUCCCAGUUGGAGCCGGAAACCCAUUACCGGAUCACCAUACGGGCUUGCGUCGAGGGCGUGGUCAACGGGUGCUCAACUCCGGCGGAGGCUGUGAUCAAGACUGCCAGCAUCCAACUGGAGCGGUUCAUCAAGGGUGUUUAGCAGAGAUCCCUAAAUCACAGACUUUCUGUAUCCGCUGACAAGUGAUAAAUGCUAGACCCAUAUGAGGAUAUAGGCGUGUUGAAAACUGAUGAUGAUGAAAGUGGAAACUCCACUUGUUUAACAUUUACUAUAUCUUUAUUUAGUGUUCUUGAAAACUUGACAAAGAGAGACCGUUAGACCUCUUAUUUUCCAAAACUAUAUUUGUGGUAGUUUUGCUAUUUAGAAAUUAUUUAAUAAGUUAUUACAAUAUGUUUUUCAUAUUUUUCGGUUUUUAACAUUGACUAUUGUUAAAAUGUUUAAGUACAAUCCGUGUCAUAUGGGCCCAACUAUGUAUUGUAAGUCAAGUGACUGUAGUUCCUCCAAAUGUAUUGUAAAUGUGUAAAUGCCAAACAAAUCCUCGACAAGCGACCAAAUGCUUUCAUCAAA
Molecule: messenger RNA, 3270 nt
Organism: Drosophila simulans
Lineage: Eukaryota; Metazoa; Arthropoda; Insecta; Diptera; Drosophilidae
Gene: Sdr
Product: insulin-like growth factor 1 receptor
Exons: 7
Coding region: 238-2844 (868 amino acids)
Cellular component (GO): cell wall; plasma membrane
Molecular function (GO): protein binding
Source: RefSeq, a predicted model, not a curated record